This is a messenger RNA of Leptomonas pyrrhocoris, 1912 nucleotides long. RefSeq lists its product as hypothetical. The transcript has a single exon. The record is from RefSeq and is a predicted model, not a curated record. NCBI's taxonomy places the organism in Eukaryota, Euglenozoa, Kinetoplastea, Trypanosomatida, Trypanosomatidae. The coding region runs from base 461 to 1912 and encodes 483 amino acids.
AGCAGCAACGGAUUCCAAAAAAUUCACGUGCGAUUCAUUUCUUGCUUCUACUGCGUGGAUAUUUAACGCUUCACGUAGGCGUGUCUCUCGGAGGCAGCAGCCUUCUUGUGUUAUUUGAAAUGCACACACACACACACACACAAACACACACACAUAUAUAUAUAUAUAGAAGUAUAGCACUUGCCACCAUACUUCAUCUAGGGUCUUCUUUCGUACAACAGUUACGUUUUGUCAUUCCCUGUCUGUUUUUGUUGUCUCUUUGCCUGGCGAAAGAAAUUAGUGCUUCCACGUUUCUCUGGUGCCGUGGUGCGUUGUUGCGUCGUCGCCGUCUGCAAGAUUGUAGUUAUCCUUGCUUUCUUUGAAGUUUUUUCUUUCCACGCCUGUGCGUGCUUUUUUAGAAAUACAAAUUAGUUCUACCGUCUGCAAAAACGUUCUCACGGAGGAGAGAACACCUGACAAGAUGCAACAGCCAACAACCAGCAGCGCGUUAGACUGCUGCGAGUGUGGCGCAGUUGUAGGGACAGAGGGCCCUCAGCGGGCGACGCUACUGCUGCCAUGCCAGCACAUUCUUCACAUGGGCUGUGUGGAGUUCAUCAAGCGUCGUGUGAAGCUCUUAAUGGGUAUGGACAGCGCAGACGUAGUACAGGACGGAGGUGGGGACUCGGCCGGUGCGCCAUUGCCGAACCAAAACAAUGAUAGUAACAGUAAGAACUGGGUACAGCAGAUGUGUGGACGUUGUUUGUGCCCAGCGUGCUCCGCCCCCGUCACGCAUAUCAUUCCCUUGUACCUGCGCAGCGAGGACGAUCCAGGGGCGACUCUGCCUGCCAAGUCUGGUGCUGACGGCACCCCAGCGGCCUCUUCUCCACCGCUUUCCGCCGCAAGAGCCGAAGAGGAUUACAAGCGUGUGCACUCCGCACAAAAACGCGUCUUGUUGCGUCUGCGCGGCCUCUGCGAGCAGCGACGACGCAUGACGGAGCUCACGCACGCCUGCGCCAGCCUGCACGAGCAGCGUGCGCGUUAUCUGGCCGACGUGGAAAAGGAGGAGCGUUGCUUUCCCGGCCUCCUUUGCGGCGGUGGUGCGCAGGAUGACUCCGCCGUGACGACCACGCCCGGCGUGAGCGGCGGUACCCGUGGCGGGCCAUCGGCGCCGGCCGGCAUUCCGGUUGAACAGAUGGGCAUCACGGAGCUGGAGCUGUACAUGGCGCAGGUCACGCCUCGUCUGCUGCGCACGCAGGCAGAGGUGCGGAAGGAGCGUCAGAUGGUGGAGCGACGAACAAAGAAGUUGAACGCGUUGCGCACGCAUUAUCACUCCCAAAAAGAGUUGCACGCGCUGGAUGCCGAGAUUGCAGAACUGCAGGCGCGAGUGCGCGGCGGCGUAAAGAGGAGCACGGCGCAUCUCCACGACGAUGCACCGCAGCUGCGUGGGCCCCAGCAACCGCCCUCCGUGAGUCCCUCCGAGUCGCCGCCGCUAUCACAGCAAGAGCAGUACCACUCAGCACGGGAAGUCAUACUGCCGUCCAGGACCGCUGGUGUGCCAGCGCGGAAAAAAUAUCGGGGUGAGGAGGCGAUCUACGUGGACGACGAACCCCCGGCGGAAGUGGUAGAGGUGCUUUCGCAGGGGUCUAGUGAUGCAGGGGAGCAGGAAGUGAUGGUGUUAGACGACGAUGACGCAGUCGCAGAAGUGGUAGGAAACGGCAGCGACUCAGAGGUCAACGAAAGAAGUAACGAUGCCGCGGAAGAAGUGAACAUGUACGACGCACCAUACCUUAUUCCUUGCUACAUACGCGCAUCAACGUUGGCCGGCUCCUCUUCUGUCGAUCCAAAGACGCCACGCACGACGCUCACGCACGGCCACGUCCGCAUGUUGCCGCGACGAGAAGAUCGGCUUUGGCAGCCUAGUCUGCAGUUCUAG